Messenger RNA from Panicum virgatum (switchgrass), 2431 nucleotides. RefSeq names its product cysteine-rich receptor-like protein kinase 10. Gene Ontology annotation, biological process: cell surface receptor signaling pathway; protein phosphorylation. Gene Ontology annotation, molecular function: protein kinase activity; ATP binding. The record is from RefSeq and is a predicted model, not a curated record. Bases 1373 to 2125 code for a protein of 250 amino acids. The transcript is spliced from 8 exons. NCBI's taxonomy places the organism in Eukaryota, Viridiplantae, Streptophyta, Magnoliopsida, Poales, Poaceae.
UCGGCCGGCCACGAUGGAGCUCCACUUCCACACGGUUUGACUUGACCCCGAUCGACGCGGUUUUCCUUUCCUGUGGAUAAGGAAAACGGAACCAUCCAUUGCGUUUCGAUCGCUUCCUUUCCUUUUGCAAAGAUCUCGACUGAUCGCCAUGACUCCGCAGGUCGUCUUUCUUCUCACUCAGCUAACAAUCCCACCUACUCUGAAACACGACGGUGUACCGAAGAAGACGAAGGUGGCGAGUCUCUACUCUCAACCGGCUGUGCGGCACCUAGGAGAGCAGUGACGAAGAUAUAUACUGGUGAGAAGAAUCAAUCCAUUUAAUUGAUCUAUUGCUACACUUGACAAGAAAUUUAAUUACUUGAUCUCAAUUUGGUCUUCAGUUCAGAUGUUUGUAUUCCAGUUUAGUUCUUGCAGUGCAGAUUAGUACUGCCUGCCUUAUGUGACAGCCUGACAGGAGGGGCAGGCAUAGAUGAUCGAUGGCCGAUCCGGUGGCCACCGUGGAGAAGAUCGUCAAGAUCGGGCUCAAGAUCAAGGAGGCCGUGAACAGGGUUCGCCACAACGAGGAGGAUUGCCGCGAGAUCACGAGGCGCGUGCUGAGGUUCAGCGCCAUCCUGUCGCAGCUGCAGCAGACGGGGAUGAUGAGUGGCAGCCCGGCGAUGAGCGGCGCGCUGGAGGACCUGGAGGAGACGCUCGAGCAGGCCCUCAAGCUUGUCGCGGCGUGCCAGGAGAGGACCACCGUCCGCCGCCUCAUCGCGGCCGGGGACCUGUCCAAGCAGCUUCGCCGGGUGAAAGAUGACAUCUUGAAUAAAGUGAUGCUGGCGUCCUUCGCCAUCAACGCCCACACCACCAUCGUGCUGUUAACGAUUCAGGCUGGCGGUCAAGCUCCGCCCCGGCAGCCAUAGGACACAGGAGUUACGGAGAUAUCACAUAACGUUCAAUCAACCAUUGUUCCUAGUCACUGUUUGAUGCAAAGUGAAUGAAGUAACCUUGCAAACAAUCGUUUUCAUCAUAUGGCAAUGGCAGAUCUGAGUUAAAUGGUGAGAAAAACAAAGUACGACCAGGAAGUGAGCCACCUUUUGCUACUUUAUCUGGCUUAAAAACAUUCAAUUUAUCAGAGUUAUAUGCCGCUAUAAAUGACAAAAACAUCAUUGGGACGGGUAGCUCAUGUAAGGUCUACAAGGGUGUACUCAAUGAGGGAAAGGAUGUGGCCAUCAAGAAAAUUGCCAGCUCCUCUGACCAUAGCUGGGCGCGCAUUUACAAACAGCAAGUUCUAGCUUCAAAGCUUCAGCACAAAAACAUAGUUAAAGUUUUGGGAUAUGGCCAUAAAGACGGAGAUGGUAGAGUUAAAGGAUAUUAUUGGGUUGAAGAAUACAUGCCGAAUGGAAGCUUGGACAAGAUUAUCCGUGAGUCCCAACUUGCUUGGUGUUCCAUCUUCAGAAUAAUUGAGGGGAUAGCCCAGGGUGUACAUUACUUACAUGAAGAACACGUUGUACAUAUGGAUGUGAAACCAAGCAACAUCCUCUUGGAUUCUAAUAUGAAUCCAAAGAUUACUGAUUUUAAUAUAUCUAUGGUGCUGCAUGAUGGUGAGAUCACUGGUGACGACAUACUAGGCACAUUGGGAUAUAUACCUCCAGAGUGUUAUGAAAACAGCACUAUAUCAAUGAUGAACGAUGUGUACGCUUUUGGAGUCACCGUCAUUAAUAUCAUUAGCGUUAUGUGCAGAAAUAUACAGCCUUAUGAGCGUCUUUUAUGUACAUGGGCUUGGGACGCUUGGGAAGCUGGACAAAUGGAGGAGGUGUUUGACCCAAAGCUGUAUGAAGGGUCUCAGCCAAGGGAGAUUAAAAGGUGCGUGGAGGUGGGACUAUUGUGCCUUCAGAGUGAUCGGGCAGACCGGCCCACCAUGGCAGAUGUUCUUGAGAUGCUACAUGGUAAGAAACGGCUGCCGACCCUAAAGAAACCAGCAUACAUGGAGUCAGAAUCGGAAUCGGAGAUUGAAUCAGUUACAGAAGGACGAUCAUGCAACAGAUGGAAUAGGAAUCGGAAUCGAAAAUCGCUCCGUAAGGCUGCACAUCGUCGGCAGAUGUUCUUGAGAUGCUACAUGGCAAGAAACGGCUGCCGACCCUAAAGAAACCAGCAUACAUGGAGUCAGAAUCGGAAUCGGAGAUUGAAUCAGUUACAGAAGGACGAUCACGCAACAGAUGGAAUAGGACUCGGAAUCGAAAAUCGCUCCGUAAGGCUGCACAUAGUCGGCGCUAGCUUGUAUGGCACUCGGUAGCUAAUACACUUCCAGCUAUAACGCAAUUCAUUUGGUGUUUGUCAAAAUGGGAAUACUGCGAGCACAAACUAUUUUGUAUUUAAAUAAACAGUUAGUCCCAAAUGAUAACCGAAUCAAGCACCGGUUAUAGCUGAAAUCAAGCAUCGGUGCAAUCAA